GCCCAGCAGGCAAGCCAGACGCCGUAUCCUCAGCCCGGGAAUAACCGAAGCUUGAAUCUGCCGGCUCACUCUGAGUGAGGGGGUGCUUGGGGAUCUGCCCCGUCGCCUCCCUCCCCUUCACGUGCACCCCGUGAAUGCAAGAGCUGCCGACAGACCAAGGCAUGGCUGAGGGGUGGCUGAACCGUCCGCGAGCAGGAUUGAACAGAGGGCAGAAGGCCAGCAUGGGGGACUCGGAUGACCUGGACGACAGCCUGACCAGCCUCAUGUGGCUUCAGGACUUCUCAAUCAUGAACACCAGCAUGGGCAAGUCCUCCUGCUGCCCCAGUGGCCCAGACCCCCAUGACUGUCACAGGAUCCCCAGCUUUGCUGCCCCAUGCUCACCCCUGGCCGCUGACCCGGCGUGCAUGGGCAUGCCCCACACUCCCUGCAAGCCCAUCUCCUCCUCCACCUCGAGGACGGCACACCACGCCAUGGCCAUGCACCCUCAGCUCGCAGAGGACAUUGACUACAAGACCAACCCGUACGUCAAGCCGCCCUACUCCUACGCCACCCUCAUCUGCAUGGCGAUGGAAGCCAGCAAGAAGCCCAAAAUUACCCUCUCUGCCAUCUACAAGUGGAUUACUGACAACUUCUGCUACUUCCGACAUGCUGAUCCCACCUGGCAGAACUCCAUCCGGCACAACCUCUCCUUGAACAAGUGCUUCAUCAAGGUGCCCCGGGAGAAGGGCGAGCCAGGGAAAGGUGGGUUUUGGAAGCUUGACCCCCAAUACGCUGACCGGCUCAAGAACGGUGCCUUCAAAAAGCGGAGAAUGCCCCCAGUGCAGAUCCACCCGGCCUUCACCAAAACAGUCCAAGAAGAAGCACAGUGCGUCGCAAGCCCGGCCGCUUCGGCUUGCACCUCCAGUAAUGUCCUCAACGUCAACAUGGAGUCACAGCAGCUGCUGAAAGAGUUUGAAGAAGUCACUGGUGGCCAGAACUGGAAUCCAGUCAAUGGCAAAGCAGGGCAGAAGCGCAAGCAGCCCUUGCCCAAGCGAACGACCAAGGCGUCUCGGCUUUCCAACUCUGCCUUGCUGACCCAGGAAGAGCAGACCGAGCUGGGAUCUCUAAAAGGUGACUUUGACUGGGAAGCUAUCUUCGACACCAACCUGAAUGGAGACUUCCCCACAUUUGGGGAUCUGGACCUCACGCCUCCAAUCAGCCCCGUAACACACGACCUGGACUUGACGGUACAUGGGCACCACAUCAACUGUCCCCAGGGGCAGGAGCAGGUCCUCACCGAAUCCGACCAGAACAACCUGGACUUUGAUGAAACCUUCAUGGCCACUUCUUUCCUGCAACAUCCCUGGGACGAAGGGACAAAUGAUUACCUCUCCAACUCGGUCAACAUGGAGCAGUUGUUUGACCUCAAUGACACCUCUUUGCCAGCAGAUGUGAGCGACUGGAGCAGUCUGGCAUCCCUCUUAUAGGAGGCCAGUCACCAUUCAAAGCUCACACAGACUUUAGUAGGAUGCUCCCCCCAUGCUGCUGGGACUUAAAAGGGACAAGAUUUUCUAGAGACAGAGACAUCUACAGGGACUUUUACCAGCUUCAUUGUAAGAUUAUUCACAGAAACACGAGGGGGGAGAAAAAACCACCACCACAGAAAUUGCUUGAUAUAUUUUUAAAGGACACAUCAGAAGUCUCUAGUCCAUGAGUUUCCUCAAGAGAAGAAAUAUAAAGCUACUUAUUUUUUUACUUUUAAAGGAAGAAAUGUGAAUUAUCGUUUUUUUUUUUCCGUGGAAAUGGACACGGCAUAUGUGCCUUCAGGGCUAAAGGAGAGCACCUGCUAAAUGCCAUCUAAGACAUGAGAUUCCUGGUGGCUUAGGACUCCAUAGACUAAGUGCAAUUUCCUCACCUCUUUGUCUCUCCAUUUCUCUCAUUUCUUUUUCUGUCUAGGGUAGUUGGUAGGUAUAGUGUGAUAAUUAGCUAGCAAGCAAAUAGAGGUCCCUUCUGGAUUCUCUGAGUUCAACCUCCCUCCUGACUUGUGCCUAGGGAAGAAGAAAAGGUUUAUAAAUUCAGCAAGUCUGCCUCUUUAGAUGUUUUUAUAUAAUCUAUUAUAUAUUAUAUAUUCAAAGAAACCUAUAUUUUUAGCACUAGAAUUUCUUAAUAGUGGGGGGAUAGGGGAAAUGCAGUUUGGGAGUUUUAUAUCUUCACUGUUUAAAGGCUUGGGUUCGUUGUUCUGUAAACCAAGACCACGCGAGGGAAGAUUCCUGCAGCAGCAGCAACAGUUUUUUUUAAGGAUCCAGGAAUUGGCCCCAGCAGGAAAGGAGCAGCGGGGACCAGGACGCUCCCAGAACUAGCUUUCAUCUUUUUUGUACCCAAAAUCCUUGCUGCGCUUGCUGAAGGGUCUAGACCAACCUUCUUUGUCUUUCACCAGCUGACAUAGCUCCUCUCUGUUUUUUUAGUUCAAGACUGUUGCUCUCCACUUCUUUUGCUAAUCCAUCAGGUUCCGAGAGGCUGCCAGGGCAACGCAGGACCCCGAUUAAGGAUGUGCUUUUGGGGGAGCCAUAAGGAAAACACCAUGGCAUGGCCAUCAGCUGGUGGUGAUGGGGUCACUCCACAUCGAAAGCACCCAGGUGAGACUGAGGAGGAAAGAUUCAGGCUCCAUCCAGGAGCUCAGGCCAAAGACUGUGUGUGCAACGGGCUCUGGGGAAGGCAGUGGAGAUGAAGUCCCAUCCAGCCAGGAGCAGCUCAUCAGCUGGGAGAACUGCCAGGAUUGACACAAAGCUUUGGCCCUUUGGCUCAGUGUGCAGUGAGAGCGUGGCGGGGUCUCUGCAAAGUAGCUCAGAAACAUUUUGGGAGCAGAGCCAAACUCUGCUGAAACUUGACUUGAAGCUCUCGAGAACUGGAUUCUUCACCUCUCCUUCGCUGUAGGUUAUUAGAGGUAGAGUAGCCAUUAGGUAGGAGUAAGUAGAAGCUGUAGUUUUAAUGGUGUGUCUUAGACUUGCUGAAAAAUGGAAGAUUGUAAAGAGUUUCUUUUUUGGUUACAAAAGCACUUAGGACCUUUAAUGUGAGCAAUAUAAUUUAGUGAGAGUAUAGUUGUAGUGUAAGAAUCAAUAAAUAAGCCUUAAAAAAAUAUAAAUUACCCUUGGAGUACUUUGCACCCAAAUUUGGGGAGAGGGUUGGAGCCAUGGAGGUGGGAGUGCAAGUCCUGCAUCCCCCUGGUAAAGCGCGGGGCAGGCUGAGAACCAACAUCUUCAGCUCAUGCAAGCAGCAGAGCUGGGGCUGCUGCUUUGCUCAGGUGCCAGCGUCUGAAGUCCCCUGGGAUGCCACCACACAGCUGGGGCCAGUGUCCCCGGGGCUGGGGAGUGAGGGCCACGUGUCUGGGGUCUUUGGGGGUCGGUGUAGGUGUUUAUAUCUGUAUUGGCGAUGCUUCUUUUUAUUUGUUGUUUUUGUUACAUUUUCCUGUUUUGAGGCCUCUAUACUGAUGCUGAAGAACUGCAGAGAUAUGUGUGCAAUUUAACCUUUUUCAUGGAAAGUUAUUUACAAAUUAAAAAAAAGAAAAAAAA
Messenger RNA from Harpia harpyja (harpy eagle), 3548 nucleotides. It is a transcript of the gene FOXJ1, whose product is annotated as forkhead box J1. Bases 135 to 1466 code for a protein of 443 amino acids. Gene Ontology annotation, molecular function: sequence-specific DNA binding; DNA-binding transcription factor activity. The record is from RefSeq and is a predicted model, not a curated record. Lineage: Eukaryota; Metazoa; Chordata; Aves; Accipitriformes; Accipitridae. Gene Ontology annotation, biological process: regulation of DNA-templated transcription. The transcript has 3 exons.